Molecule: messenger RNA, 1272 nt
Organism: Didymella exigua CBS 183.55
Lineage: Eukaryota; Fungi; Ascomycota; Dothideomycetes; Pleosporales; Didymellaceae
Product: lytic polysaccharide monooxygenase
Exons: 2
Coding region: 353-1039 (228 amino acids)
Source: RefSeq, a predicted model, not a curated record
CCGCCAGCCUCAAUCCAAUGUCCUGCGGCGACUAGAUGGCGCCACAUUGCCAGAUCUGGCGCUAGUGCACGUUGAAGGUAGAUGACAUGAGCUUGGCAAAGACGGCAGCCCCGGUUUGGCGAUUCCAGGACGGCGCUACGACCGUGGAGCCAGUGCUGUGCCGACUACGCGGGAUGUGUAUAAGAAACUUACGGCUCGCACCUAGAGAAGGGCAGGCUUGACGCUCACACUCUUUCACACGCUCUUUAGCAUACGCUCACUUUCGACGACUAUCCAUUCGAACAUUCUUCAGACUUCCAUUCUUCGACUAUACCAGUUUCUCCAACAAAACAACCAACCGACCAACCUCAAAAUGAAGUACUCGUACGCUGUCGCUCUCGCCGCUGCCCAGCUGGCUACUGCCCACACUACCUUCCAGUCCUUUGUCAUUGACGGCAAGGACCAGGGCCAGCACUUCGCUGUCCGCACUCCUUCCAACGGCAACAACCCCAUUCUCGAUGUCACCUCAUCCGCCAUGACCUGCAACGGCGGCACAGCUGCCGCUGACACCCUCGAGGUCGCGGCUGGCUCUGAUGUCACCUUCCAGUGGCAUCACAACGACGGCGCCUCCACUGAGGGUGACGCCGACGAGCCCAUCGCUGCUUCCCACAAGGGCCCGGUGAUGGUCUACAUUGCCCCUGCUGCCUCUAACGGUGAGGGUGCCGUCUGGACCAAGCUCUUCGAGGAUGGUCUUACCAACGGCAAGUGGGCCGUUGAGACCUUCAUCGCCAACGAGGGUAAGAUCACCAUCACCCUCCCCGACCUCGCCGCUGGUGAGUACCUGAUCCGUCCUGAGAUCCUUGCUCUCCACGAGGGCAACCGCGAGGGUGGUGCCCAGUUCUACAACGGCUGUGGUCAGAUCAAGGUCACUGGCUCCGGCUCGGCCUCUCUCCCCACAGCCGGUGUCGACAUGACCAAGGCAUACGGCCGCCGCCACAUCUGCGGCUGCCACCAGCGCUACGCCUACUUCUUCCGCAGUCCCUACCUCCGCCGUCGCUGAGGCCACCCCCACUGAGGCUGCCUCCUCUGCUCCCGCUGCCACCAGCGCUGCUGCUCCCGCCCCUACCUCCGGCUCCGGCUCCGGCUCCUCCACUCUCCCCGAGGAGUUCACCCUCGCCGAGUUCAUUGCCUGGCUCAAGGAGACCACUGGCGCCAGCGGUGCCUCCAAGGUCCGCCGCCACGCCCGCUCUUUCUUCGGUUAAGCGGUUCCUCGCCUCCCGGAUGUGGAUAGUG